AACGAGGGUGGGGAAGACAAAAUGGUGGGCGGAAUCCGCCGCUCCCUAUCCUUCCCUAUUCCGCGCUGCGCCACUCUCAGCCCUCGGCACCAGAAUCCCCUGCGCUGUUCGAGCAUCUCGUGCCGCUUCUACCCCGCCGUCUCCUCCGAGAUCCAAGGCCUCUGGGAGUGGCACGCCGCGCCGCCGCCGCUGUCGGGGUCGCAGAAGUGGAUCGCCGACGGCCUUGGCCGCCUUGACGCCCUCCUAGCAGCCCUCGCCGACCUCCUAUUCCUCCCCAAGGCCCAGGAACCUCUCCGCCGCCGCCGCCUCUCCCCCUGGACCGACCGCCUCCUCGACGACUUCCUCCGCCUCGCCGACGCCCACGGAUCCUUCCGCGCCGCCCUCGCCGAGCUCAAGAGCUACCAGUCCGACGCCCAGGUCGCCCUCCGCCGCAACGACGAGCCCCGCCUCGCCUCCGCAGUCCGGGCCCAGCGCCGCGCCGAGAAAGAACUCAUCCGCCUCGCCGCCGGCAUCCGCGACGUCGGCAGGUCGCCGUCGAUGGCGGCGGCGGAGGAGAAGGAGGACAGCGGGGAGGCGGCCGAGAUGGCGGGGAUCAUGAGAAAGGUGACGGUCGCGGCGGUGGCGGCGUCCGGGGCGGUGAUGGUGCGGGUGGUGGCGGUGUCGAGGGCGGCGACGGAGGCGGCAGCUGGUGGGACGGGGAGGCAAGCGUGGGGGACGGCGGCGGGUUGGACGGGGAGGCAGGCGUGGGUGGCGGCGGUGCUGAGGUGGAGUGCGAGGGCCAGAGCGAUGAUGAAGGAGCGGGAGGAGGGGAGGGAGAGGGAGAAGGAGGAGGAGGCGGCGUGGCGGAGCGCGGCGUUGGAUAAGAUGGAGAAGUUGGAGCAGUGCAUUAAGGCGUUGGAGAGCAGCAGUGAGAGGGUGUUUAGGACCCUAAUUAAUACUAGAGUUUCUCUUCUCAACAUCCUCACUCCUAGCUUCUAAUUUCUCUCCCAUGGAAAAGAAAGCGCAAA
Molecule: messenger RNA, 1007 nt
Organism: Phoenix dactylifera (date palm)
Lineage: Eukaryota; Viridiplantae; Streptophyta; Magnoliopsida; Arecales; Arecaceae
Biological process (GO): root development; shoot system development
Source: RefSeq, a predicted model, not a curated record